AUGAGUAUUAAACCAAGUGUACUGGGAGCUCCAGACUCCUUUGGUUGGUUAGCAUCGAAGUUGGGUAACUACACAGCUAAAUCGGGGUACUAUAUUGCAAUCACAAUGGAUCAAAAGGAACCGUUUCCUAACCAAAGCCUCUACCAAGCCAUAUGGAAAGCUAAAAUAUCCCCAAAACUUCAAUUAUUUCUCUGGAAAAUAGCUAAGGGAGCUCUGGCCUUGGGGGAGAACUUAGCAAAGCGAGGACUUCUUUCCAACGUAACAUCAUGUAAACACUGUGGGGACUUUGAGACAACCGACCACGUUUUUCUACACUGCAGCUUUACCAGGCAGAUAUGGACAGCACAAUGUUGGAAGCUGAAUUUCAAUCCAUCAGACUGCACAUCUUUCAGUGAAGCCUUUAUGGCCUCGACGAGACAGAUCAACCUCCCACCGCCGGGAGUGACAGGAAAUCUAUUCCCGUGGCUAUGCUGGGGAAUUUGGACGGCGCGAAACUACCAUAUCUUCGAGAACAGAGCCUCUCUACCUGUGGACAUUACCUCGAGAUCAAUCAAAAACGCAAGGGAAUGGACGGAAGCCCAACUAAGCUCGCCCCCACCUCCACUUGGACAGAGCCAAAUGAAUACUAUACCAGCAGGAACGACAUGUAUGAUCUCUUGCUGUUCUGAUGCUGCAUGGCAGGCGACGACAAACAGGGCGGGUUGUGGUUGGAUUUUCACAGAUCAUCGUGAUGAACGGUUACUACAGGGGACGGCAACAUUCGAUCACACAGUGUCCCCAUUAAUGGCGGAAGCCUUGGCUGUAAGAUCAGCACUCCUCCAUGCCCUCGAAGCGGGGUACUCAAGAAUCUGCUUAAAAUCAGAUUGUCAAGCCCUCGUGGCUAUUAUCACCUCGACGCAUCACCCGACAGAGCUCUACGGAAUCACUCGGGACAUCGAGCAUCUAUCACUCUCCUUUGACUGCAUUGUUUUUACUUUUAUUCCUAGGAACCUUAAUGUUAUGGCUGAUUCACUUGCUAAAUCAGUCUUGUACUUGGCCACAGCCAACUAA
Molecule: messenger RNA, 1050 nt
Organism: Brassica rapa (field mustard)
Lineage: Eukaryota; Viridiplantae; Streptophyta; Magnoliopsida; Brassicales; Brassicaceae
Molecular function (GO): nucleic acid binding; RNA-DNA hybrid ribonuclease activity
Source: RefSeq, a predicted model, not a curated record